Molecule: messenger RNA, 1449 nt
Organism: Beta vulgaris subsp. vulgaris (sugar beet)
Lineage: Eukaryota; Viridiplantae; Streptophyta; Magnoliopsida; Caryophyllales; Amaranthaceae
Product: triosephosphate isomerase, chloroplastic
Exons: 9
Coding region: 216-1178 (320 amino acids)
Biological process (GO): gluconeogenesis; glyceraldehyde-3-phosphate biosynthetic process; glycerol catabolic process
Cellular component (GO): cytosol
Molecular function (GO): triose-phosphate isomerase activity
Source: RefSeq, a predicted model, not a curated record
CAAUUUGCGCGUGUAAAUAAUUCCCACAAAAUUGUUCCUCUGGUAGGUGACGGUCCAUUGCAUUUUCUCUCUCCUAAAAAUAAAACCCCUAAAUCCUCUCAACCACCACACUCACUCUUUUCAGUAGAAGAAAAAGAAAAGCAAAGCAAAGCAAAGCAAAGUAGGAGUAUUCACAGAAUAAGAGUGAGGAGAGAGAAAGUUGAAGAAGGUCGAAAAUGGCGGUUGUUUCGACUUCUCUCGCAUCGCAAAUGACUAACCCUAACUCUGUUGUAUCGACUCAGUUCUCUGGUCUCAGACGAUCGUUUUUUAAGCUUGAAACUUCCGUUUCUACUCAGUCGCUUUUCCAGAAUGUCGAAUCUCAUUUGCGCCUUUCUUCUACUCGUCGUGGCUCACGUGGUGUUGUUGCCAUGGCUGCUUCUGGAAAGUUCUUUGUUGGCGGUAAUUGGAAGUGUAACGGGACCAAGGAAUCUAUCACCAAACUAGUUUCAGACUUGAACAGUGCGACUUUGGAGGCUGAUGUUGAUAUUGUUGUGGCACCUCCGUUUGUGUACAUUGAUCAAGUUAAGAGUUCUCUGACCAACCGAGUAGAAAUAUCAGCACAAAACUGUUGGAUUGGGAAAGGUGGGGCUUUUACUGGAGAAAUCAGUGCUGAACAAGUGAAAGAUCUUGGCUGCCAGUGGGUGAUUCUUGGGCAUUCUGAGAGAAGACACGUUAUUGGAGAAAAGGACGAGUUUAUAGGGAAAAAGGCUGCAUAUGCUCUUAACCAAGGUCUCGGAGUGAUAGCUUGUAUCGGAGAGCUGUUAGAAGAGAGAGAAGCGGGAAAGACUUUUGAUGUAUGCUAUCAACAACUGAAGGCUUUUGCAGAUGCGUUGCCUAGCUGGGAAAAUGUUGUCAUUGCGUACGAACCUGUAUGGGCCAUUGGUACCGGUAAAGUAGCUUCGCCCGACCAGGCUCAGGAAGUACAUGUUGCUGUUCGAGAUUGGCUUAAAAAGAAUGUUUCUGAAGAAGUUGCUUCUAAGACACGCAUUAUAUAUGGCGGGUCGGUUAAUGGAGGCAACUGUGCAGAGCUUGCAAAAAAAGAAGACAUAGACGGCUUUCUUGUGGGGGGAGCUUCUUUGAAGGGUCCUGAGUUCGCCACCAUUGUAAAUUCCGUAACGGCAAAGAAAGUUGCUGCUUGACCAUUGUGUGUGAAUCUGGCUGCAAUGGCUAGAAGAGUUUCUUGAUACAUUGUACUGUUACGAUGAUGUAUUCUACAGUUAACCCCGUUCCAUGUAUGUGGAGUACUGGGAGUCUUAUUGCUUAUCCUUUCUUGAACUGGAGAAUAAUACGGUUAAUAGGAACCUUUUAUAGGAAUUUUGACCAGAAAAAAAGAUGUAAUCUGUAUCUCUAAACUAGAGAUUGUCAUUAAAAUGGUUUGAUUGGUUAAUGUAUACGUUUUCCUAUGGCCAA